This is a messenger RNA of Rattus rattus (black rat), 2255 nucleotides long. RefSeq names its product LEO1 homolog, Paf1/RNA polymerase II complex component (gene Leo1). Gene Ontology annotation, biological process: transcription elongation by RNA polymerase II; positive regulation of transcription elongation by RNA polymerase II. Gene Ontology annotation, molecular function: RNA polymerase II C-terminal domain phosphoserine binding. NCBI's taxonomy places the organism in Eukaryota, Metazoa, Chordata, Mammalia, Rodentia, Muridae. Gene Ontology annotation, cellular component: nucleus; Cdc73/Paf1 complex. The record is from RefSeq and is a predicted model, not a curated record. The coding region runs from base 81 to 2117 and encodes 678 amino acids. The transcript has 12 exons.
UUACGACACGUCGUGCGUGGACUGCUCCGGCCGUAAAGCAGGCUCGAGUCGACCAGGCCAAGGCCGCGGACCCAGCUGCCAUGGCGGACAUGGAGGACCUCUUCGGGAGCGAAGCUGAGAGCGAGGCCGAGCGCAAAGAUUCCGAUUCUGGGUCUGACUCAGACUCUGACCAGGACAACGGUGCUUCUGGUAGCAAUGCCUCUGGCAGCGAAAGUGAUCAAGAUGAAAGGGGCGAUUCCGGGCAGCCCAGUAACAAGGAACUGUUUGGAGAUGACAGUGAGGAGGAGGGGGCCCCUCAUCACAGUGGCAGCGACAAUCACUCUGAACAGUCAGACAAUAGGUCAGAGGCUUCCGAGGAGCGAUCUGACCACGAGGAUAAUGAGCCCUCUGACGUGGACCAGCACAGUGGCUCUGAAGCCCACAACGAUGAUGAUGACGAUGAUGACGACGAGGACGAUGAUGAUGAGGGCCACAGGUCAGAUGAAGGGAGCCAUCACUCAGAGGCAGAAGGUUCUGAAAAAGCACAGUCAGAUGAUGAGAAAUGGGACGGAGAGGAUAAAAGUGACCAAUCAGACGAUGACGAAAAGCUGCAGAACUCUGAUGAUGAGGAGCGGGAACAGGGGUCCGACGAUGAAAAGCUGCAGAACUCUGCCGAUGAAGAGGAGAAAAUGCAGAACACAGAUGACGAGGACCGGGCCCAGCUUUCUGAUGAUGACAGACAACAGCUGUCUGAGGAGGAAAAGGGGAACUCUGAUGAUGAGCGUCCAGCAGCUUCUGAUAACGAUGAGGAGAAGCAGAAUUCAGACGAUGAGGACCGGCCACAGGUGUCUGAUGAGGAGAAAAUGCAAAACUCGGACGAUGAAAGGCCACAGGUCUCAGAUGAAGAUCGAAGGCACUCAGACGAUGAGGAGGAGCAGGACCAGAAGUCGGAAUCUGCAAGAGGCAGUGACAGUGAGGAUGAAGUUUUACGAAUGAAGCGCAAGAACGCGAUUCCAUCUGACUCGGAAGUGGACAGCGACACCGAGGUGCCCAAAGAUAAUAAUGGAACCAUGGACCUGUUCGGAGGUGCAGAUGACAUAUCUUCAGGGAGUGACGGAGAGGACAAGCCCCCUACUCCAGGACAGCCUGUGGAUGAAAAUGGCUUGCCUCAAGAUCAGCAGGAGGAGGAGCCGAUACCCGAGACCAGAAUAGAAGUGGAGAUUCCCAAAGUGAACACAGACUUGGGCAAUGACUUAUAUUUUGUUAAACUGCCCAACUUCCUCAGCGUAGAGCCCAGGCCUUUUGAUCCUCAGUAUUAUGAAGAUGAAUUUGAAGAUGAGGAGAUGCUGGAUGAAGAAGGGAGAACCAGGCUAAAACUGAAGGUAGAAAAUACUAUAAGAUGGAGGAUACGCAGAGAUGAGGAAGGAAACGAAAUUAAAGAAAGCAAUGCCCGCAUCGUCAAGUGGUCGGAUGGAAGCAUGUCCCUGCACUUAGGGAAUGAGGUGUUUGACGUCUACAAAGCCCCACUGCAGGGCGACCACAACCACCUUUUCAUCAGACAAGGUACUGGGCUGCAGGGGCAGGCCGUCUUUAAAACGAAGCUCACCUUCAGGCCACACUCUACAGACAGUGCCACACACAGGAAGAUGACUCUGUCACUUGCAGAUAGAUGUUCAAAGACACAGAAGAUUAGAAUCUUACCAAUGGCAGGUCGUGACCCUGAGUGCCAGCGCACAGAGAUGAUUAAGAAAGAAGAAGAACGCCUGAGGGCCUCCAUCAGGAGGGAGUCGCAGCAGCGCCGGAUGAGAGAGAAGCAGCACCAGCGGGGGCUGAGCGCCAGCUACCUGGAGCCUGAUCGCUACGAUGAGGAGGAGGAAGGCGAGGAGUCUGUCAGCCUGGCUGCCAUUAAAAACCGCUACAAAGGAGGCAUCCGCGAGGAACGGGCCAGAAUCUACUCCUCAGACAGCGAUGAGGGCUCGGAAGAAGACAAAGCUCAAAGGUUACUCAAAGCAAAGAAGCUCAACAGUGACGAGGAAGGUGAAUCUUCUGGGAAGAGGAAAGCAGAAGACGAUGACAAGGCCAAUAAAAAGCAUAAGAAGUAUGUGAUCAGCGAUGAAGAGGAGGAGGAGGAUGAUUGAAGCACAGACUGUGAAUGCAUUUAUGUAUUUAUUGUACAGCUUGUCUAUAAAUAUGAUGUAAACAUGAGUUAUUUUGAUUGAGAUUAAUUGAUCUGUGUUUGUGAAAUUUUAAUUGUAAUAAAACAUUUAAGGCAAGUC